AUGGCGCCUGUUCCCACCGCAGGCGUUGAUUUCCGCGACCUGCUGCGCUCCGGCCAGUUCUCGGAUCUGACCGUUGUCUGCCGGGGCAUCGAGUUCAAGCUGCACAAGGUCAUUGCGUGCCUGCAGUCGCCCGUCUUUCUCGCGGCUGUCAACAGCGACUUUCAGGAGGGCCGCACCGGCGUGAUAAAAAUAGACCAGUUCGAUCCCGAGACUGUGAGACGCCUGGUCGAGUUUCUCUACACGGGAGACUAUGGCCGCCAGCCUCAGGAGCCUCAGCCCGUGCAGGAGCAGACUCAAGGCACCGUGCUGCAUGUGCGUGUCAAUGCCAUCGCCGACUACUACGGCGUCAAGGCCCUCGGCCAUCUCGCGACCCAGAAGAUCAAGCAGGCGUUCCAGGACAAGUGGGAUCCCCAGACCUUCAUGAUUACUGCCAAAGAGGCCCUCGGCGCCAGCGGCGACAAGACGCUGCACGACGCCAUGGCUCGCAUCGCAGCCGAAAACAUGACGGACCUGGUCGGAUGCCCCGAGCUGACUGAUCUCGUUGGUGACUUUGCGGCCGAGAUCAUGCGUCACCAAGGCAAGAAGCACGCUGACCUCGUUGCCAUGCAUCUGCACGCCGAGCUGGGAACUGCCCGCGUCGUGGCAAGGUUCCGCAAGAUCAUUGAGGAAAUCAACCAGAGAGAGUACUGCCGCAACGCCGCUUGUGCAGAGGCCUCCUUUGGCUGCAACAUCGAGCAGGUCGAUAAUCCCGUCGGCGAGCCCACCUACAUUCUCCGCUGUUCCUACUGUCGAUGCAGGCAUUAG
Messenger RNA from Trichoderma reesei QM6a, 804 nucleotides. RefSeq lists its product as uncharacterized. Bases 1 to 804 code for a protein of 267 amino acids. The record is from RefSeq and is a predicted model, not a curated record. NCBI's taxonomy places the organism in Eukaryota, Fungi, Ascomycota, Sordariomycetes, Hypocreales, Hypocreaceae. Gene Ontology annotation, molecular function: protein binding. The transcript has 3 exons.